Molecule: messenger RNA, 820 nt
Organism: Hypoxylon fragiforme
Lineage: Eukaryota; Fungi; Ascomycota; Sordariomycetes; Xylariales; Hypoxylaceae
Exons: 4
Coding region: 162-473 (103 amino acids)
Biological process (GO): mitochondrial respiratory chain complex I assembly
Source: RefSeq, a predicted model, not a curated record
AUUUUGCUCAAUUAACUCAACUAGGUUAACUCAAUUAGGCUUAGGAAGAGCAUUAUCUGUAAACUACUAGGUACUUGAACAUCAUUUGUUCGUCCAAACGACACUACUCUUCAUCUUCAGCAACUAAGAACGACGUCUACAUCUACGGUUAGAACGACAUCAUGGCAUCUGGAUACGGUCUCCAGGGAGGCCAGUCGCGGUGUUUUCCAUUCUGGCAGGAAGUGCUGGCUUGUUAUGUAGUCAACACGUCUGCCGAGGACGAUUCGGGCAAGAAAAAAUGCUCUCCCGUGCUAGAGGAUUACUAUGAAUGUUUACAUCACAAAAAGGAGGCUGCGAGAGUAAAAGCAUUGCAAGCUGCAUAUCGAAAGGCCGAAUCCUCUUCAGCAAGGGAAAAUGCACCGAACGCUGGUCAGAUAAUGAGCUUAGGCCUACUGGGCAAGGAGGAAGAUACCAAACAGGUACUCGGCGGGUAGUCCCAAUAUCUUGUCCGAAAACCCAACACAACACAACCAACCGUGUACUUCUUAGAGAGCUCUAGUAUAUGACUGAAAGCACUAAAGCAAUGAGAAUGAGAAUUACUAUGAGGGACUGUUCAAUAGCUUUGUUGGAUCCAUGGAUGUUUUCUAAUACUCGUGUAUUUACGUAUAUCUCGAUAGUUUUUGUAGGUAUUUAUGGGGUAGGCAAGUAGGUAUCAACCGCAUCAUUCGAGAUCAAGAUAACACCGUAUUCCAUCUACUUUGGGUUAUAUUGGUUGGCAUGGGAGUCAUAUGCAUCAUGCACCAAUUUGAUGCCUUUGGUUCUGCACCAAGUUAUUUGAAAG